AUGGGGGUGCAGGGCCUGACCUCGCUGCUGGACCCUGACCGGAGGAUCUACCGGGAGCUGCGGCUCGGGGGGGGGCGGCUGGUGGUCGACGGCUGUAACCUGCUGUUCCCGCUCUACCUGCAGUCAGGUCUGGACCAGAACCACGGGGGGGAUUAUGCUGCCUUUGAGGAAGAGAUUGAGAAGUUUGUCACAGCCCUGAGACGCUGUGAGGUCGAGCCGUACGUGGUGAUCGACGGAGGCGCAGACAUCACCGACAACAAGCUGGGAACCCUGAAGCAAAGGGCCGAGAACAAUAUCAGGAAGUGCCACCAGGCGGCGGUGGAGGGCACGGAGAGUGCAGUCCUGCCGCUGUGCAGCCGGAUUGUUCUGGUGCAGACGCUGGACCGGCUCCGGGUCCCGCUGGCCCAGUGCUACGGAGAAGCCGACCCGCAGAUCGCCGCCCUGGCCUGCAGGUGGCAGUGCCCGGUGCUUUCUGACGACAGCGACUUCUUCAUCUUCAACCUCCCGGCAGGACUGCUGCCGCUCCGUCACUUCCGGUGGAGGUCCCUGGAGCAGAGCGGCAGGCGCUGGUCCGUCCCCUGCAGGAGCUACCACAGCUCCCAGCUCUGCACCUCCUUCAACAUCCGGCCACAGCUCCUCCCCACCUUCGCCGCCUUGGCCCCGAACACCUACGUGAAGCGGGGGGUGAGGGAGUUGCCCAUCAGAUGGGAUCAGUUUGAUCCAACAGGUGGUGAGAGACCACAUCGCCUCAGAGGUCUGCUCUCCUGGCUGAGCGGCUUCCGGACGCCUGAGGCGGCGCUGGAGGCCGCGCUGAGGCUGAUGGGAAACCUGAGCAUCCAGAGGAGGGAAGAGGUGCUGUACAACCUGACUCUGGAGAUGAAGAUGUACCAGCUGCCUCCCAGCUCCCUGGAGAGCUUCUUCAUCCAUGGGACCACACCACUGAUUCCAGCAGUGGGAGAAGAAACAAUGUCCUGUCCUGUCCUCCCUGAGGUGGGGGUGCGUGUCCCGGACUGGAUGCGUUGUCCUCUGAUGCAGGCCCGUCUGUCUGGAGUCAUCCUGGACGUCCUGCAGCUGCACAGGAGGCGCCUCGCCAUGCCUGUUGACCACGGAGACAAGCCCAGCGCCGCCCGGACCUCCAGGCCGAUCCGCCAGCUGGUGUACGGGCUGCUGCUGGGCGGAGACACUCGCCUCCUGGUGGACGAGUGGGACAGAGACGGCGUCGAGCUGGUUCACGUCCCGGUCCCACCGGAGGUCACAUCAGUCACUCGGCGGCUCGACCUCCGCUCGCUGAACAAGGUGGCGCUGUCCGAGCGCCUGCAGGUGAUGCUUCAGGCCUUGAAGGUGACGGAGGCGUCUCUGAGCGGCCUGCCGCCUCAGCUGCGCCUCCCGGUGGCCGUGACCUGCUAUUGGCUGCAGAAGGCGGAGCCGGCUCCGGACCGGGCGCUGCUGGAGUCGCUGCUGCUGUGGCUGAGUGACGGAGACGCCCUGAGACACGCAGCAGGUGGACCGAAGCUGGACUUGGACGUGGUUCACGCCCUCAACCAGUGGCAGAUGUGCCUGAAGGACAGCGUCCAGCUGAACCAUCUGCUGAGCUGCCCCCUGCCCGACCCGCACAUCGCACGGUUGUAUGAGGGGACGCUGGUCCACCGGCUGGUCCACAGGAUGAGGACGAGUGGAGGCCUGAGGGACUUUCUGAACAGAGAUCUGUACCAGUCCAUGCUGUCUGUCGUCCAGCGCUCUCAGGAAGCGUGGAGGAAGACCAAGGAGACAAGAACAGCUCUGUGGAGACAGCCUCCGGACAACCUGCAGCAGCUGUCCGUCCAGGACGAAGACCGGCAGGCUGAGAGGAGGAGCUACAUCAGACCGCAGGACUAUCCGUCUCUGGACUUUCUGUCUCCGGACGAUCUGUCUCCGGACGAUCGGUCUCUGGACAAUCUGUAUCUAGACUAUGUGUUGAUGGUGAAAACUCGAUACAAAACCAAAGAGAGAAACAACCGGUGCAAAAACCUAGAACUGACCCGUAAGGAGGAGUCGAGGGGGCGGGGCCUCCUCAAACGAGUCACCGUCAAACACCAGAGAUGAGAAAAAAAAGGUUUUGUAUAAAGCUUCAGAAAAUCAGGAGAGGCAGAGAUCAGUGGCUAAAAACAAUCUAUAAUCUAUUAUAUCCAUCCAGACCAGGGGUGUCCAAACUACAGCCCGCCAUCCGUUGUUAAUUGGCCUGCAUCGAAACAAAUAAAUUCAAAAUAAAUAAAACAAAUACUAAAAAAUUUUUAAACUAACUAUUUAGUAGCACUUAAAUGGAACUUACUGAUUGCACUUUGUAGUUUUGCUUUAUCUUUGAAGAAAUGGUUCUUUCUUGAUUCUUGUUGUUCUGGUUCGUUCCCUCGGGGGCUGAUGCACUUCCUGUGAGUCGCUUUGGAUAAAAGCCUCAGCUCAAUGAAAUGUAAUGUUAUGCACUAUGGCCACUGUAUUGCACUUCUCAGUUUAGACACUAGGUGGCGCCCAACUCGCCCCUGACCGGCCAGCUGUCACUCAGAAAGCCGCCACGCCCCCCCCAUUGCCAGCCACCAGGGGGCGGUUGAGAUGAUUUGGCUUCAGUUUUGAGAGCCGUCAUGUCGUCAUCAAAAAACUAACUUUUCUAACUUUUUAAUGUUGAUAAAAACCAGUGGUGGUAAAGAAGUACAAAUACUUUGUUACUGUACUUAAGUCGAUUUUUCACAUAUCUGUACAUAUGAGUAUUUAUUUUCCUGACGACUUUUUACUUUUACUCGCUACAUUUGAAGAGAAAUUUCUGCACUUUCUACCUCUUAUAUUCUCAGAACUGUCUCGUUACUUGAUCCUCAGCUGAAGCUUCGGUACCAACACGUCUCAGACGCUCGUUUUUCACACGUUUCUGUUCUGAAACAUGAGCAGGUUUUAUUCUAUUUUCACUGUUUGAAUAAAGAGUUUUAACUGAA
This is a messenger RNA of Limanda limanda (common dab), 2957 nucleotides long. RefSeq names its product asteroid homolog 1a (gene aste1a). The coding region runs from base 1 to 2082 and encodes 693 amino acids. NCBI's taxonomy places the organism in Eukaryota, Metazoa, Chordata, Actinopteri, Pleuronectiformes, Pleuronectidae. The record is from RefSeq and is a predicted model, not a curated record. The transcript is spliced from 6 exons.